UGCUCAUGCACCUUGUGGAUUUUGGAUUUAGUUUCUUGUUUUCUCUUUCAUUUGAUUUCACUUGUUUUCAUUUUCAUUGUAAUUUAUUUGUUCACUUAUUGAGUUUUGUUUCUUCUGAGAUCAUUUUGUGUAUAUAACUGUUUUCAAUUUAUCAACGGAUAACAUCAUCAUUAUCAUCAUCAUUAAAUAUGUUGGAAUCAUUGAUACACUUGUGACUUUGUUUUGUUGAAUGUUUUAAACAUUAAAAUAAACCAUUGGUUCCGCCCCGACUCUCUCAAUGUGUUUGUUAUCUGCAAUGAAUUUCCUAUUACUCUAAUCUUAUUUACUGUUGAUGUUUCUAACAUCAGCAAUUGAGCUUCUCUCUUUCCAAGAGUCACAAAACUGAUGAAUUUUCUCUUAUUUGGUGAUCAAUACCUGACAGUCCAUCGACUGUGAAUAGUGUUUAUAGUUAUUAUAUUUGACAAUCGGACCACCUUCCUAUGUUCAGUUGCUCAACCAAUGCAACAAUCUUGUUUUUGAAUUGUGAUAAAUGUGGCGCAACGGUAAGCGCUUUCCUUGUCCUGAUUGUCAUAAAACAUUCGCAACCCAAGUAGAUCUUAAAGCACAUCUAAUGAGACAUAUCACCCAACAUCCAUAUGUUUGUUUUGCUUGUGGUAAAGGUUUCAAAUAUGAUCACACUUUGGACUUUCAUAUAAAAAGUCAACAUGGUGCAGAGAAUGGAGCCUCCAGUGGAGGUGCUGGCGGCAGUGGUAACAACAAUAUUGGAUCUGGUAAAAAUGAACAAUUUAACUUGAAAUCUUUGAAUCGAAAAAGCUGUAAGAUGAAACGAGAAGUGCCCGAUGAUAAGGCAAGUUUAUUUGGUACAAGUAACGUUGAUGGCCGAAGACUAGUUUCGCAACUGCAAGGUGGUUUAUCAUCACCGCACGAUUUGAUCGUUAAUAACCAUAACAAUGUUCCCUCUAACAACAAUACAACCUCUUCCACGAGUGGAAAGGCUAAUAGUUGUGAUGAUCGUCUAGUUGUCAAUGAGAUUUCCAGUGAUCUGCGUCAUCAUUUAUCUACUAAUCCACUACAAUUGACAGGUUUGAACUUAUCCUCUGGUCCUGUUGGCCUUGGUCUUCUUGAACCAAGUAUCUUGAAUGGACUGAAAUUUCCUAUCGCUUUGAGUUCCUAUCCAUCUGCAUCAUCAAAUUCAUCUCAAUCAUCAUCCAAGUCAAACAACAACACUGUACCAAUUGUACCACCACCAAUACUACCUUCAUCCACAGUGUCAUCAUCACUUGCAUCAUCCACAUUAACAUCAUCACUAUUAACAACUACAACUACAACACCACCUUCACCAUCACCUCUUGUAUCAUCACUGGCACUAUCAUCAUCAUCAUCUUCAUCAUCCACAUCUUCAACACCAAUAUCUUCGACCAACAAAGAGAAACUAAUGAAUUCAUCUCAAAUGUCUUUGAUUGAUUUCGGUUUACAAGGCGAUAUCCUAUCUCCGCGAAAUUUACAAAUUAAAUCAGAAAAGGUAUUGAUAUCCAUUCUCGAAGGUGUUCAUCCAACGAAUGAGCAAUUGUAUUCAUUGUAUAAAUGUUGUUUAUGUGGUUUCGCUUUUCCCAGCCUCGAACCUGUCAGUAUUCAUAUUCAGUCAAUGCAUUCAAACAAUUUAAAUUUAACUUGUGAUAAAUGUGGCGCAACAUUUAAAUGGAAAAGUGAAUUACAGUUACACGAACAAUUGCAUAAAGUGAUGGAUCAGUCUAUCAAUAGUAUAAAUCCAAGUUCAAACAAGUGCAAAUCUCAUCUACAAUUACCACAAGAUUCUCAUCAUUCUCACAGUAAUCAACAGCAUCAAAGAGAGCAACUCUUGCAACACCAACAACAACACCAACACCCCCAACAUCAACAUCAACAUUACCACCAACAAAAACAACAAAAACAGCAGCAACAACAACAACAAUCACGUGCAUUGGUUAUGCCUUCAUUUCUACAACCUAAUUUAGUUUUCAUGAAUCCCUACUUGAGUGGGGAUCAACAAUUAAUAUCAAGGAGACAGUUACAUCAACAUUUUCAAAGUAUUGCAUCAAUGGUGUCAGGAAUAUCCACCAUGACAACGACGACCACUUCAGGACCUGCAUCGACAUCAGGACUUGGGACAGGUUCCGGCUCUGUUUCGUCGUCAUCUUCUUCAGGCAGUAUCAAUGGAAAUGGAAGUGGUUUUUUAAAUGUUGGUGAAGUAGUAGGAGGAGGUGGAGGAAAAAUUCGAGAACCUAUCGGGGAUAUUGAAGAAACAGCCCCUGGUCAGUUCAAGUGUCGUUAUUGUGAGAAAACAUUUGAUCGUAUAUUUUCAGUUCAUCGCCAUGAAAGAGUUCACACAGGGUAUAAACCGUGCAUAUGUAGGGUUUGUGGUCGAGGUUUCAGUGAGAAAAGAAAUCUUCGACAUCAUAUCAUUCGAUUCCAUAGCGAUGGAAGUGGCCGAGAACUUUUGAAAAGAGUUCGCAAAGAAAAGUCGAUAUCGGCAGCAUCAUUUCUAAAGAAAGCUGCUGUUCGUCUUCUCAGCAACUCAAGUUUAGAAGCGAGUGCAAUCGGGGAAGAGGAAAUUGACAAGAAGCAAAGUGAUAAAAACAAUAGUGCUCGUGAUAACGAGGGUCGCCACGAAAUGGCCGAGACCAGAGAGGAGAAGCAAUCUGAUGAAAGGCCUCGGCCUCGGUCUCGGUCAGACGAGAGUACAAGUGCAAAACAAGAAACAGAGAGAGUUGCAAUAACUCUGAUUAUAACGAGAUUGGAUCAGAUGCAAAUGGAGAACCUUAUGUCGAAGAUGGUGACAAAAUGUGUGCAGUUUUUUCAUCUUCUUCAUCGUCCUCAUCUUCUCGUCGUAGAAAAAGCAAACCAAGUAAAAAAAUAACUAAUAUAGAAUCGACUGAGAGAAGUGAUGAGGAGUCCGAAUUAUCUGAAAACAUUGCAAGUCAAUUUGUGAGAAAAGACGAAAAUGAUGAGAAGAUGCAGAUAAAAUAUGAAAAUGAAGAGGAAGAUGGAAAUGAGUAUGGGGGCAGGGAGGGGAAUAAAGACUCGUAUGGAAUAGACGACGAAGAGGAGGACGAAGAGGAAGAAGAAGAG
This is a messenger RNA of Panonychus citri (citrus red mite), 3108 nucleotides long. Its product is annotated as probable serine/threonine-protein kinase DDB_G0267686. Gene Ontology annotation, molecular function: chromatin insulator sequence binding. The transcript is spliced from 2 exons. Gene Ontology annotation, biological process: regulation of transcription by RNA polymerase II. NCBI's taxonomy places the organism in Eukaryota, Metazoa, Arthropoda, Arachnida, Trombidiformes, Tetranychidae. Gene Ontology annotation, cellular component: chromosome. The record is from RefSeq and is a predicted model, not a curated record. Bases 530 to 2896 code for a protein of 788 amino acids.